AAAUUCAGGAUACGAGAAAUUUCCUGUCGCCUGUGUUGAGAGAUGAGCUGAUCUGUACUCGUCCGGGUGCGGGGACGACAAGGGGCGGGUUUUUGAAAUAUCAACACUAGGCGGAAGUGGACGGUUGGGAUUCAGUUGGGCUUUUCUUGCACAUCCUUCCAAUUACCAAUUUAAGGGGUCAGGCUGUGCCGGUCGACCUACGCCAAGGGGUUGGAGGAGACCUCCCGCCGCGCAUCCCCGCUCCACCUUCCAAUCGAUAGUUGCGACAGAUCGCGAGGAGCGAAAGGCUUGGACGCGAAGGCGCAACUCUUGAAUCUUGCAGUUUCUGAUUAGUUGAUUGGAAUGAUCCCUUUCCCCAAUGUCUUAAUGCAGCCAAAGGCCCUUUUUUGUUGUCAUCAUCAAGAGGUAUGAUCAUCUUGAUAUCUUUUAUAAGUACCUGAUCUUAGUUCUAAUUAAGAAAAAUGCUUGUGAAAGCUCGAUAAUAGCCAGCGUGAGCGUCUUCUUUUCCUACAGAAAUUUGGCAAGCAAUAAUCCGUACUAAUGAAUGGCUUUAAUAGCUGAUUUUACUCAAUUCUUUGUCUAUUGUCACCAGUAAUUGAUGUGCACUGUUAGUCCACAAACUUCUGGACAGAGAUCUAAUUGUUGUUGCAUAUUGGUGAACCUGGGAUAGAGGUCCAGUGAUUGAUGUGACAUAGAAGGGCAAAGUACAAAAUUACAGUAUUGGAGAAUUCAAUGUUGCAAUUUGCAUGCACAAGAUUUUCUGAAGCAGUGUUUGUGGCCUCUUCGAAAAGGGGAGUAUUUUGCCUUUAAACAGUGGAUAGAUCCCCUAAUGGUCUUCUGAUCGCUUGAAAUGUUCGAAUGAACAAUGUGAUGCAUUGAAGCAAAAGAGGAGUCAUCCAUUGCAGUAAUUGUUAUUAGCAAAGCUUUUGAUGGCAAGUAGCCAUCCAUCACAGCCACUGUGAACAGCUUGAGCUCGUUGGAUUCUCGUUGGAACCUGGCGGCGGCGAUUUCGGUGACCUAUCUUUCAGGUUCCUCAUCUUGUUCAAUGUGAAAGCUCGUUUUGUUCGUUGUCUUUGUCAACGCACGCCAGGGGAUACAGCUCAGAGUUCGUUCGAUGGAUUGGUCAGACCGCAACAAGAAGCUAUGAAGCCAUAGCAUAUGCUGGGUUCAGGAGGAGGAAGGGAGAGCAGAUGGAUAAGAGUCAGAAGAGUAGCCACAGGAGCCUCCCCAAGAGGAUCAUACUGGUGAGGCAUGGGGAGAGCCAGGGGAACCUGGACAUGGCGGCUUACACCACGACGCCGGACUACCGGAUUCCGCUCACGGUGCUGGGCGUCGAGCAGGCCCGCGAUGCAGGGGAGCGGAUCUGCCAGGUGGUGUCGGAGGGCGGGCGGGCGGCAGCGUGGAAGGUGUACUUCUACGUGUCGCCCUACGAGCGCACGCGGUCGACGCUGCGGGAGAUGGGUCGGGCGUUCCCCCGGAAGAGGAUCAUCGGGGUGAGGGAGGAGUGCCGAAUCCGGGAGCAGGACUUCGGGAACUUCCAGGUGGAGGAGAGGAUGAAGGCCAUCAAGGAGACGCGGGAGCGCUUCGGUCGCUUCUUCUUCCGCUUCCCGGAGGGCGAGUCCGCCGCGGAUGUCUUUGACCGGGUCACAAGUUUCAUGGAGUCGCUGUGGAGAGACAUCGACAUGCGGCGGCUGGAGCAGGAGGACAACGCCAACGUGAAUCUGGUGAUCGUGUCGCACGGCCUGACCUCGAGGGUAUUCCUGAUGAAGUGGUUCAAGUGGACGGUGGACGAGUUCGAGCGGCUGAACAACCCGGGCAACUGCGAGAUCAGAGUGAUGCAGCUGGGCCCGGGCGGCGACUACAGCCUCGCCAUCCACCACCAGCCGGAAGAGCUGCAGCGGUGGGGGCUGUCGCCGGAGAUGAUCGCGGAUCAACAAUGGCGGGCCACGGCCGUGCGCGGCCGCUGGUACGACAGCUGCCCCUGGCACCUGGACAACUUCUUCCACCACCUCAAGGACUCCUCGGAGGACGACGAAUCCUCGGACGAGCGCCGGAGCGCGUGAUGCAUGUGGAGUUGGCGUUUCCGAAUCGAUGGAGGGUUGCCUGUGGAGGCCUUGGCGUUUCCGAGUCCAUGGAGAAUUACCCGUCCUCCUCGGGCACGCGCUUGAACACAAGUGGCGCAGACGACUCCCCCUUCUGUCCUCUGGCACCGUUACAUCCCGCCACUCCCCCUUUGAUGCUUUGGUACAUCCCCGGGGGAAUGUACCGCAAUGAGGGAGACAGUGGCGCGUUCCUACCGACACGUGUCAGAUUGAUUGCGAAUUAGAGAGAUAAAAAAUAAGACUUUUGGUCGGUUCAA
Musa acuminata AAA Group (dessert banana) is the source of this 2359-nucleotide messenger RNA. Its product is annotated as phosphoglycerate mutase-like protein AT74. The record is from RefSeq and is a predicted model, not a curated record. NCBI's taxonomy places the organism in Eukaryota, Viridiplantae, Streptophyta, Magnoliopsida, Zingiberales, Musaceae. The transcript is spliced from 6 exons. Bases 1191 to 2063 code for a protein of 290 amino acids. Gene Ontology annotation, molecular function: phosphatase activity.